AGUCGAUGGCGACGGCGGCGGAGAAUGUGAACACAUGGUCCGGAACAGCGUUCUUGUUUCCUCUAUUGGGAGCGUUCGUGGCGGAUUCUUUUCUGGGUCGCUACCGCACCAUUAUUGUUGCUUCUCUGCUCUACAUUUUGCUUCUUAGGAGGGAAAGCUGAGCCGAGUUAGUACUGGAGCUGCAGGGGAAACUCUAUGCUGUUGCGCGCUGGUGACUGCUUCUGUUUCCCCUACCAUCAGCAUUUCAAAACGUGGAAUGGUUGUGCCUGACCGCACCGCCUUUUUGGUAACCUGAGUCUUCAUACUAUAGCACUGACAUUCCUUACUUGUUAUGCAUCAGCAUUCUUCUCUCUGGUGAAAAUAGUCAAAAUACCCUUGUGUGUAUACUUUAGCACUUGUCAAAACCUAAUGUGCAUUCCAAGUUAUGAAAUUACGAAACCGAACCCAGGAUGGGAUGUAUAGGAAUCUUUGUGCUCUGGUAGUAGACCUUUGCCCUUUCAAAGCAUAACUCUAGUAGUUGAUGAAGCUUAUGGUGGUUUUGUAACCUUUGCCUUGGUUGGGCAAAGGCCUCCAACUAACCUAGCAUUGCUUUGUCAUGGAUGAGAAGAGAUUUCCGAAAUCCGGAAUCCGAGAAAUGGAACUUAGUUGAAGUAAUGUUAUUUACAUGUAUCUGAGUGUUUACGAUGUGAAAAUGAACGAGGUGUUAUCUCCAUUUCCAUCAUACAUCAGAUGGAACUAAAAAAUACUGCCGAUUUGAUCUAUAUUUCACUUUACCUUCUGAUGGAGGAACAUGUUACCAAUGAUUAUUGUUUUCUACAUCUUGCUAUGUUUGAAUAUUAUUGUUCUUGACCUAUAUUGGAACAGGGACUCGGCUUGUUGACCGUGUCGGCCUUGCUUACUUCUUCUGAGCUUCAAAUAGUGUUAUUCUUCUUCUCUCUAUAUCUAGUAGCAGUUGCGCAAGGUGGACACAAGCCCUGUGUUCAGGCUUUAGGGGCAGAUCAGUUUGAUGGACAAGAUCCAGAGGAGUGCAAAGCGAAAAGCUCAUUCUUCAAUUGGUGGUACUUUGGUAUGAAUGCAGGCAUACUAUUGUCAUUCUCAGUAUUGACCUACAUACAGGACAAUCUAAGCUGGGGUCUGGGUUUUGGAAUUCCUUGUGUUGUGAUGAUCCUUGCACUGAUUAUUUUUGUCAGUGGAACUAGGACAUACCGGUAUAGCAUCCAAGGGGAGGAGGAAAGCCCAUUUGUGAGAAUCGGCAAGGUUUUUGUUGCUGCAUUAAGGAACCGGCGAACUAGUCCUUCAGCAAUAGCUUCUGAAGAGGAAUCCCUUGGAACCUUUCCUGAUCAAAGUUCUGAACAAUUCAAGUUCCUCAACAAAGCCUUGCUUGCACCAGAUAAUUUGAAGAAAAACGGGAAGGUGUGUACCAUCGCUGAGGUUGAGGAAGCAAAGGCUGUUCUGAGGCUGUUUCCAAUAUGGACUGCAUGCUUGCCAUAUGCUAUUGUAUUUGCACAGUUCACUACUUUCUUCACCAAGCAAGGUGCUACCAUGGACAGAACUAUUGUGCCCGGUUUUGACAUACCAGCUGCUUCACUUCAGUCAUUUAUCUGCCUUGCCAUAAUGAUGAUCAUACCCAUUUAUGACCGCAUUUUUGUUCCAAUGGCAAGAGCUUUCACCAGAGAACCCUUUGGCAUUACAAUGCUACAAAGAAUCGGAACUGGGAUGUUUUUCUCUAUCAUAUCUAUGGUCGUUGCAGCUUUAGUUGAGAUGAAAAGGCUCCAAACUGCCAAAGAUUAUGAUCUGGUUGAUCUGCCAAGUGCCACAAUUCCAAUGAGUAUUUGGUGGUUGGUUCCUCAGUACUGUUUGUAUGGACUAGCCGAUGUUUUAACCAUUGUUGGUCUACAAGAGUUCUUCUAUGAUCAGGUACCAAAUGAAUUAAGAAGCAUGGGACUUGCUCUCUACCUCAGUAUAUUGGGUGUGGGAAACUUUCUGAGCAGCUUUCUUAUCUCUAUUAUUGAGGAAGCAACCAGUUGGGGAGGCAACACUAGCUGGUUUUCCGACAACCUUAAUCUUGCACAUCUUGAUUACUUUUACUGGUUACUAGCAGCACUCUGUGGAGUAGGAUUGUUGGCCUACAUGUAUUUUGCAAAAUCUUACCUUUACAAUAGGGCUAGUACAAUAUAAACACAAAUCUGAAUCGUUAUAAUUACCACAAAAUACAGUGUCAUCACAUCUGUUGUGGUAAAUAUGAAAAGUGAACAUGUAAAUCAAUUGUGUGUGUAUUGUUCUCCCACAAACACGUACUAUAGCAUUCCUUCUCUAGACAGAAAAAUACGUUUCCAUUUGAUUUUGA
Messenger RNA from Rosa rugosa (rugosa rose), 2347 nucleotides. RefSeq names its product protein NRT1/ PTR FAMILY 5.10-like. Lineage: Eukaryota; Viridiplantae; Streptophyta; Magnoliopsida; Rosales; Rosaceae. The coding region runs from base 1069 to 2178 and encodes 369 amino acids. The record is from RefSeq and is a predicted model, not a curated record. Gene Ontology annotation, molecular function: tripeptide transmembrane transporter activity; dipeptide transmembrane transporter activity. Gene Ontology annotation, cellular component: membrane. Gene Ontology annotation, biological process: dipeptide transport; transmembrane transport. The transcript has 3 exons.